UCCAGCUCAUCGCCAUGACCGGGAGCUACACGCUGCCAUGUACCAAUUCGUUUACCAUUUCCGACAAGGUGUGAAUUAUUUAUAACGCUGCUGUUCAAGAACCCUUCGUCGGUGACGGCAAAAGGACAUGCUUUCUGUGUGUUUGCAUUCAUACUUGUCCUGCGUUUUGUAUUUGCGCUGUUUAUUCUGACGAAUGGGGCGAACGCACCAAGACACGGAAGACACCGUUUUCCGUUUCUUCCUCGCACAAGGUAGCCGUUUUUUCAGUGCGAUAUUUGCACCUGUGGAUGAGCUCAGCCCACGUUAUAUAUAGAUACUCUUAUGACAGAAAAUGCAGAAUAGCGCUGGGUGGAGCAGCGUCGCGUGAUGCAGGAACCCGGUCAUCAGAAAGCUCGUUGCAGAUGGAUAAAAUACUAAGAGGGAGAAUGCAGUUCCGAAGCGGGUCUCCGUGAAAGUAGUAGGGGACAUGGGGGAAGCAGAAGGCAUGCCGAGUGCAUCGGAAGACGGACUCUUAGCCUGGCGGUGGAACAAAAACGCAAAGGAGCAAGUCCAGCUGAAGCAGAAGAUCAGAGAUCUGCCAGGAUUGUUAAAACACGGGUUGCAUUUGAGGAAGAAAAGUGUGGAGGCUUUACCUGACACCACUCCUGGUCCCAGUUCUGGCUUCUCCAAACACAAGGCCUGCUUAGAAAACUUUCCGUGUGCUGGACGGGCCUUGAGGAACGCUUUCUUAUCACAUGGCCCGUAUCCCGCCAAAGACCGGAUCCAUCUCGCCAGAAUCAUCAGGAGGAGCUAUGUCGGCCUGGAGCUGGUUCAGUGGCUCCUGGAGCAGUGUCUCUUCAUACAAUGCAGGAUGAUGGCCACAAAGGUCUGGCAGGUCCUGCUGGAGCUCGGCAUCCUGAUGUCAGUGGACCAGCACAUCGUUUUCGAGGACUCCAACACGUACUACCAGUUCUCUUUCGAGGAGUGUGAGACUCAGGGCUGCGAGUUCCGGAACGAGGCGCAGUGGCAGAACGGCGUGCGUCUGCUCCUGCAGCUGGUGCCCUACGUCCAGUUCCGCGUCGGCAUGGUCACUCCGCCCCAGGAGGAGACGCAGGGACGGGGGGAGAUCAGCACGGAGAUCCUGCAGAUGAAGGCACUUGAGAGAUUGACGUCGACGGUGCAAAAUGAACUGGCUGCAGCACUGGCAAGGAAAGCAAGGAAGUCAAUGGCAGAAGAGGACCGUACAGAGCCUGAGGAGUCUGGAGAGAAGAAGGCCCAGAGCCCCGCUGAAGACAAGCAGGUCGGCGUGUGCAGCAUGCACGAUAAGGAGGAGAUGUCCCGACUCGAGAUGGUCCAGAGGCUGGCCAAGGAUGGCUGCCGCUUCCUUCAAACGCAGAACAGCAAGGCCCUGGAGCGCACCGCAGAGCCCCACAGUGUGGAGGCUGUGCGGGUGUGUCUGAAAGAGCGGGGCCAGAACGUGCUGGUUCUCCAGAGGGUGUCGUCAGAGCACCCGCCCCCCCCUGCCUCAGCCGGGGGAGGGAGGCAGGAGGAGAAAGACAGGAGGUACGUGGUGGUGUCGGGCACGCCCGAGAAGAUUCUGGAGCACCUGCUCAGCGACCUCCGGCUCGACGACGGCCAGGUGACCGCGCAGGGAAAGGAGGCGGAGACACUCCUGGAUGACUUCCUGUUGACCUACCUGGUGUUUAUGUCCACAACUGACCUGUGCCAGGCACUGCUGGGACACUAUUGCUCAAAGAGAUACAGGGGGAAAGAGGAAGGCAAAGAGGCUCUCUACAGGAAGCGCAAGGUCCUGCACUUGGUGUCUCAGUGGAGCGCCCUCUACAGGGACUUCCUGCACGAUGACGAGCAGGUCAAGCUCUUCAUGAAGAGCCUGUAUCGGUGCGCGCUGGAUGACCUGUAUGAGUAUCCCUCCCUGGAAAAGGACCUGAAAGAGUUCCAGAAGUUUCUGCGCAUGCACCGCAGACACACGGUGGAUGAGUAUUCCCCACACAGAAAGAGUAAAGCCAUCUUCCACCAAUUGAGUCUGAAAGAGAACUGGCUCCAGCCCAGAGGAACACAGAGGGAGACCAGGGAAGUGUUCUGUCACGUGUACGUCACCUUGGACUCGUACCUGAGCGUGAGGGCACCGGUCACCUCGGUGGCCCAGGACCUGCUGCACGCCGUGGCUGAGAGGCUGGAGUACCCGGAGGAGGACAUGGUGCUGGUGACCGUCGCCUACCCUGAAGAAAAGCUCAUUCUUCAGCCCCAUGACAGUAUUUACUCGGAGUCGAUGACAACGCCAGGGAGACUGCUUGUGUGCCACAAAGACCUGACUGAAAUAAUGAACCCGUUCACUGACAACGCAGAGCUUCAGCAGAGACCAGUCAGAUUGUUGGGUAUGAACACAUGGGAUGUGGCUGUGGCCCUCACCAACUUUGACUGGGGUCUCUUCAACUCUAUACAUGAGCAAGAGCUGAUCUACCACACGUUCAGCCGCCAGGCCGGGGCCGGCCACACGGUGGCGCUGGACCUGCUGCUGCAGCGCUGCAACGAGGUGCAGCUGUGGGUGAUGACCGAGGUGCUGCUGUGCGCGUCGCUGUGCAAGCGCGUGCAGCUCUUCAAGAAGUUCAUCAAGAUCGCUGCCCACUGUAAAGCCCUACGGAACUUGAAUUCAUUCUUUGCCAUCAUCAUGGGCCUAAACACAGCAGCGGUCAGUCGGCUUAACCAGACAUGGGAGAAAGUCCCAGGCAAAUUCAAGAAGCUUUUUUCAGAACUUGAUACACUAACAGACCCCUCCCUGAACCACAAAGCCUACAGGGAAGCCUUCAAGAAGAUGAAGCCCCCCAAAAUACCCUUCAUGCCACUGCUUCUGAAAGACAUCACCUUCAUUCACGAGGGCAACAAAACCUUUCUUGAUAACCUGGUGAAUUUCGAGAAGCUGCACAUGAUCGCGGACUCUGUUCGUCUGAUCCGAUACUGUCAGACUGACCACAUGGGAAAUGAGGUGGCCCAGAAGGACAGCCAAGAUGUCAGGACAUAUGUUCAUCACCUUCAUAUCAUCGACAAUCAGCAGACUCUGUUUGAGCUGUCACACAGACUGGAGCCUCGGGUGUAGAGCACCAAAGAUUGCUCCCACAAACCACCCUCUCACCCCCAGCACUUUGCCAGGGCGAGAAGAGAAGCACCCCUCAACACUACGUUUGUAUGGACCUAAAACAGAGCAGAGACAAAACCAGCCAAGCUUCUGUGGGACUAUGAACAAAAAGCCCAGAGCUGGGCCUGAAUUGCCAACUGCAUGCACCAGUUCAGCCACCAGGGGGAGACAGAGGGCCGCACAGCCAAAAUGGACGGAGCAAUUUUAAAUAACCAAAGGAGAGACUGGGUGAUUAAGAGGUUUAAGGUUAAGAGAUUAAAAGGUUCACAAAUACAUAAUACACAACAUAAUACACAAAAACACAGAAAGAACAUCCUCUACUUUGGUGGAAUUACAAGCAUAGCUGUCAGAAGAAUGGGUGUCCUUGCCCAACAGGAUAAUAUGUACAUAUGCACACUUCACAAAAUGUUGGUGUGAGAAAAACACUUGUGAUCAUGGAACACCACAGCUGUCGACUGUCAGGCUGUCUACAAUGUGAAAUGGUUUUCUGAAAUAGCAGUAUUAUUAAAAAUCUUAAACAUUUGUUUAAAUGUGACGGCUGAAUAUUCUUUAGUUGAUCCAUAAAUUAAUAACCUCACUGUGUGGCUGAAAUUUAGAAUUUUGUGCAUGUUUAUUUGCACUGGUUACUUGUUUUCAUCACCGUACACCAGUUUCUUACCAUGUCCUGUAUGUUAGUUUUUAUUUCCUGCUGUUGCUGUCAGUUUACAAUGCACUGUCUUGUCAUAUGAAGUCUGGUGAAAUUUCUGAAUUGCACAGAUAUUUUCAGUUGGAAAUAAUAUAUUGAUUGUCAUACAUGUUACUUGCAUUGUAAUAUUUUUCUGUUGUAUAGUUUUGUUACAUUAUAAUGUGUGUAUAUAUUUAUGUGUAUUUUUAUUUGCUUUCCAAAGCCAGCCAUAAAAUAUUGCCAUUUGUUAGUGCCAAACAAAAGCAAAAUGUUGCAAUGUAAAUGGUCUAAUCACACCUAACUUUUGUUAUGCCUCACAUUGAAAAAUGUUGAGUAGUAGUAUAAUACAUUUGCACAUUAUCUUGAAAGCACCCACUAAGAGGUUGGAUAGGAGUGUAUCCAUGGAAACCACUUCCCAAAGUACAGUACAGUACUGACAUUUGUCACUAACCUUGGACAAUCAGAGUACACUGAGGUAACCGCAUUUGUCACCAUGUCCUCAGUUGUUGGCAUUAUAAUGGAAUUAGCAAUAGUAACACCAUGAAAAUACAUGGUGGUAACUCAGUUUUACAUUUUGAGAAAAUGGCUUUUUUUCAGAUCAAGUUUAGAUGACUUCAACAGCAAUUGUAAUUUUGAAACGUGGUACUAAAAUAGACAAGAUUUAAGUUCUUGUAAGCAGUAGAAAAACUACAGUGAAAAUUUCUACCAUGUUCCAUACUACAAAUACAUUAUUGCUGUUAUCAGAUUUAUUCAUUUUUGACUGAAUGAUCCCUUGCUUUUAUGUAAUAUGGUCAUAUUUCCUUUCAUCUUUAUCAUGCCCAAGCAACUCAUCGCUUAAAAAAGAAAAAGAAAAAGAAAACCACAGAUUAAAGUGUUGUAUGUAAUAUGCUAAGACUUUUGAGAAGCACCGGGUCAUGUUAUACAGUAUCCGUUUCACCAGAAAAGUCAAGUAGAUUUUCAGUGCGUUUUCUUGGAAACUGUAAACAUGUCCCUUUAUUUGUUUGACCGAUGGCGGCAUUAAGAAUUAUUUAUUGGAUAAAACUUAUUUAUUUGUGUUUCAGAUGAGGAUAAUGGGCGAGGGUUUGUUGGACUGGUGGAGUGGAAUUUGCUGAAUAAUUGACAAAAUGAUAGGGUUCUACUUCUUAGGCUGAGACGGUCUGCAUGAUAUGGGAUAACCAUGGAUCGACCACUGAGGCAAAUGUGCAUGGGAACAGAGUCCUCACGGAUAAUAUUCUAACUGUAAAUAUGCUUCAAAUGUGUCAGUUGCUUCUGUUCUAAUUUGUAAUUUUUAAAAGCACCAUAAAGCAAUACAUGCUCAUUGUGUCUAUGUUCCUCUGACUUCCAACCCACACUUCCUUUCUAAUUAUCAGAGUUUUUACAGUUAUUCCCAAAUGUAAAAAAAUAAAAGGUUUUAUGUAACAUUAA
Molecule: messenger RNA, 5222 nt
Organism: Conger conger (European conger)
Lineage: Eukaryota; Metazoa; Chordata; Actinopteri; Anguilliformes; Congridae
Gene: rapgef5b
Product: Rap guanine nucleotide exchange factor (GEF) 5b
Exons: 26
Coding region: 467-3094 (875 amino acids)
Biological process (GO): Ras protein signal transduction; positive regulation of GTPase activity
Cellular component (GO): plasma membrane
Molecular function (GO): guanyl-nucleotide exchange factor activity
Source: RefSeq, a predicted model, not a curated record